Gongylonema pulchrum is the source of this 408-nucleotide messenger RNA. Lineage: Eukaryota; Metazoa; Nematoda; Chromadorea; Rhabditida; Gongylonematidae. The record is from the annotation of a GenBank genome assembly.
AUGGCUGUAACCGCAGCGGCAAAGGUGACCUGUGUAUCGACUUUUAACUCCGCUGUUGAGGAGCAACAACUGUUCUCGCCAAAGAUCCUCGUUGUAGAUACGCAUGGAAUGAUGGCUACGAAUGCAUCACCGAGUACUAUUGCCUAUGGCACAGCUGAAACAUCUUUCACGGAUCACCCAAUAGCAGCUAAACUUCACAAUGAGCUGCAAGGUUCUGCGGAGACUAAUCAAACCGUAGUCAAAGAACAGCCGCUGCCUAUACGACCAUCUCUCGAAGCUAACAAGCCGAAAGUUUUUUCUGAAGGGCCGAAAACAAAGACAGACGAAGAAAAGCAGAAGAAUGCCGAAGCUUCGAACUGUUGUGUUGAGUUCGGGAACUGUUGUGUUUCGAUGCUCACCAGCUGCUGA